Molecule: messenger RNA, 1287 nt
Organism: Osmerus eperlanus (European smelt)
Lineage: Eukaryota; Metazoa; Chordata; Actinopteri; Osmeriformes; Osmeridae
Product: serine/threonine-protein phosphatase PP1-beta catalytic subunit-like
Exons: 8
Coding region: 72-1055 (327 amino acids)
Biological process (GO): circadian regulation of gene expression; regulation of circadian rhythm
Cellular component (GO): nucleus; cytoplasm
Molecular function (GO): protein serine/threonine phosphatase activity
Source: RefSeq, a predicted model, not a curated record
ACCCUUGGGAACUCCCUCUGGCGUUGAACGUGAAGAAACUGAACAUUCCACCCCGAACUUCAGUAGCGAAGAUGGCGGAGACCGAGUUGAACGUGGACAGUAUCAUCUCUCGGCUUUUGGAAGUGCGGGGAUGUCGUCCUGGGAAGAUCGUCCAGAUGACGGAGGCGGAGGUGCGGGGUCUGUGCAUCAAGUCCAGGGAGAUCUUCCUCAGCCAGCCCAUCCUGCUGGAACUGGAGGCCCCACUGAAGAUCUGUGGUGACAUCCAUGGGCAGUACACAGACCUGCUGAGGCUGUUUGAGUACGGAGGCUUCCCGCCCGAGGCCAACUACCUGUUCCUGGGGGACUACGUGGACCGAGGGAAGCAGUCCCUGGAGACCAUCUGUCUCCUGCUGGCCUACAAGAUCAAAUACCCGGAGAACUUCUUCCUGCUGCGGGGAAACCACGAGUGUGCGUCCAUCAACCGCAUCUACGGCUUCUACGACGAGUGUAAGCGCAGGUUCAACAUCAAGCUGUGGAAGACCUUCACGGACUGCUUCAACUGUCUCCCCAUAGCCGCCAUCAUCGACGAGAAGAUCUUCUGCUGCCAUGGAGGCCUGUCACCUGACCUGCAGUCCAUGGAACAGAUUCGUAGGAUCAUGAGGCCAACAGAUGUCCCAGAUACAGGCCUGCUGUGUGACCUGCUGUGGUCAGACCCAGACAAGGACGUCCAGGGCUGGGGCGAGAACGACCGCGGGGUCUCCUUCACCUUUGGAGCGGACGUAGUCAGCAAGUUCCUCAACCGCCAUGACCUGGACCUCAUCUGCAGAGCCCAUCAGGUUGUGGAGGAUGGAUAUGAGUUCUUUGCCAAGCGCCAGUUGGUUACCCUUUUCUCCGCUCCCAACUACUGCGGGGAGUUUGACAACGCUGGCGGCAUGAUGAGUGUUGAUGAGUCCCUCAUGUGUUCUUUCCAGAUCCUGAAGCCCUCAGAGAAAAAGGCCAAGUACCAGUAUGGAGGGGUGAACUCUGGGCGCCCCGUCACCCCGCCCCGCACUGCCCAGGUCCCUAAGAAGAGGUGAACACACAGCCUGUUCCCAACCCAGACCCCACGUCCCCUUGCCUCCCCAACCUCCUUCGCUGCAAGCCCAGUAAACUCAUGGAAGAUGCAGGGCCUAUCCAUACUCCCCCCAUCCCCUCCCUUUCUCUCUUUCUCUCUCUCUCUUCCCCUACACUCAUUGUCUUUUUUCUCCCUAUAUUCCACCCUCCUGACGACUCUUUUCUGUAUGUGUACAUAAAUUUGCUGUGACCAAU